UUUUUUUUUUUUUACAUGAGAAGCUCACUUUCACGUUAAACUCGUCAUCUUCUCUUAUCAGCAGGAUAUAAUAUAGAGAGGUAAGAUGGAUAUCGAUUUUGAGACAUGUGACAUGUAGUAUUUUCAUAUUGUUGUAUACACUUUCAUUUUAAUUAGAAAUUCCUGUUCUUUUAAAAAGAUUUCUCACCAGCUCUGUUAAAUGUCAACACAACACUGAGCUUAUACCAAGCUUUUUAUUUUCAAAGCCUUUAACAUUGAAUUCAGCUCGUGAAAUGCUAAUUUUGCUUUUUGCAACCCGCGGAAACAACUUUGAAGAUGACUACCACAAAAAGUAAAAUCCUUUGAUAUGUUAGCGAAAGUGAAUAAACAUAUUUGUCUUCGUAAAAUCUAUUUUAUAAUAUAAGUGAAAUUUUAUCACCAAAGCACACCCUAAUUGUACUGUAUAAAGUUGUUGAAUCAAAUUUCAAUCACUCUAGAAUAAUUGUCUUAGUAUUUAAACUAGAAAAGGUAUGAACAAAACAUUGACAAAUACUGUAAACUUGUCACAGGUAGCUAUGUAGAAAUUGCUCUGGUUGAUAAAAUUCUAAUGGUCCUUCUCUUAUUUCAGUUCAUGUGACAAAACAAGCUAUCCAUUGUGCCAUUAUUAAAUGCUGUGAAACAUAUUUCCAAUAACCCAAAACACAGUAUUUUUCAGCUGUUUGAAGCUGAUCUACAAAACCGAAAGUUAAAAGACCCCAAAAUGAAACUUAUGAACGGGAAGCAUAGAAACGGCCGUACAUAGAAUGCAUCUAUCGCUCAGACAUGCUCAGACAUGUUUUCAAUGAGAGUGACAGAUCUACAACUCACAUUUCUAUGUGAAUUUGGUUGCGUCGCCCAAAAACCGACAUACUUGCGCCUAGAUUACGCAUUUUAUUAAUUGAGCCUUUUCAGUCUUGUUUGUGCCCAUUGUUGUACUUUGUAUCAUAGCAUCAUAAAGUGGCUGCCAAUCCUGAUUACCAAGAGAUAGAGAUAAAGAAAAUAUAGGUUCUGUCCCAGGGGAAACGGAUACAUUGCUGCCAACCCAAGUAACUGAUAACAUGAGCUCUGAUGAAACGAGGAACAGUGGUCGGUCCAUGUGUCAACCAAUAACGUUCAACCGUACCUCUGUGAAAUGGAGCCAGCAGGUGGAGACAGAGUACUCCCUGUAUACAGUCGCCUCAGCAGACAGUGAGAUUGAUUUAUAUGGAUCUGGUCUUCAUAUAAAUCAGAGCCCUACGGUUGAGGACCCUCUGCCUGCUUUAGGCCAGAUGCAGGAUAGCAGAAUAGUACAUGGUACCAGACUGGACUGUACCAUAUGUGUGCAGCACAGUGACGAAGCUGUGAAGUUCUGCCAGGACUGCAAGGCUACUUUCUGUGAGAACCAUGUCAGAGACCACUACCAGGCCCCGGGACUGAUGAAACACACAUUGGUGGAGGCCACUGAAGGAAGGAAAACCGUUCCAAAUGUAGACCAAAUGUAA
Molecule: messenger RNA, 1499 nt
Organism: Oncorhynchus keta (chum salmon)
Lineage: Eukaryota; Metazoa; Chordata; Actinopteri; Salmoniformes; Salmonidae
Product: tripartite motif-containing protein 29-like
Exons: 4
Coding region: 1077-1499 (140 amino acids)
Source: RefSeq, a predicted model, not a curated record